Coregonus sp. 'balchen' is the source of this 13440-nucleotide messenger RNA. The record is from the annotation of a GenBank genome assembly. Lineage: Eukaryota; Metazoa; Chordata; Actinopteri; Salmoniformes; Salmonidae.
AUGAAGUCGUCCGUGUCUCUUAGGUAGGAUGGUAUCUUAGUAAAGAGAGGUCUGAUGUGGAAAUCAAUGAAAUAAGACAAAGGCUCGGUUAGUCAUUACUUGCCCCAAUCGGACGUCCGGGGGGAAACUCCUGGUAAUCAUUGUGCGUUUCUGGUAAAAAUGUACCUAACGGCCAUGGUGGGCCGCUUGUUGAGGAGGUAGCCCCGCUCAUUGUAAGUCAGGUAGGCUGCCUCAGCUGAGAAAAGUACAUUUCAGUUUUGUAUACAGGUAGGGUUACCUUUGAGUUUACAGUAGGAGUCAGUGUCAGACAAUUGUCUAUGGAUUUCUCCAUCAUAGUCAGAUCUAUUCAUGCAUGCCAAUCCACCUCCCUUAUCACAGCUCUUGAAGAUAAGGUUGGGAUUUUUUUUAGAUGGAAUGAAGCAUGUCUCUUUGUGUCUUGCCGUAGUUGGAAGCAUAUUUUCUUGUCAUUAGCAACAAACAAUUUAUCAACAUCUCUUGCCACAAGCUUGCAAAGCGUGUCAAUAGCUGAGUUAUUUAGAAGGGGGCAGAAUGUGCUCUUAGAUUUGGAUACUGGACGACUAUCGUCAUUAGCAUUACACACCUAGAGGUAGACUAGUUCUGCCGUUAUGGAACGAAAACGCAAAGCGCUCCCUUGGUUUGAAAGGGGUUGGUUCUCCGUCUAGGGAAAAAGGAAAGUCCCUUGUUAAGCACAGUUGCUUCAUCCUCAUUGAGAAUAUCAACAGAUAGGUAUUCCAUAUCUAUUGCUUCUGAUAUUGCUAUGCAGCCUAGAUCGUUGUCUUUUUUCAAUCAUAUGUGACAUUUGAAUUGUACAUUUCUUUAAAAUAUUUUUCUACAUAUUCCUUGCAUGGUCUCCCUAUUCGCCAGUGUCUAAUCAACUAUCUGCUUGCGCCUGUUAGGCACAGCAGGUGUCUCCUUAAAGACGCUGCAUGAUCAAUCUGCUGUCUGCAUUGGCCGUGCAGCAUUUACGGUGAUAUGGCCUCUGCAGAAGUCAGCGCAUUCAUACUUCUUGCACUUCGCGGAGCAGAGCUGUUGUCAAGGAAGUGAGUUUGGUGUUUAUACAGGACCUACCGUCAACCAAUGAUGUCAAUGCGGAGUCCUCCCCAUUGUUACAAAACCUGAGAGGCGCUCGGCGAUGCGGUACAGAGCUCAAUUUGGCCUAUGCGUGCCUCUGGAGCCUUCGCAAUUGCGUCACACCAUGCAUACGGCGCCUCCGACCACCUUUUCGGAUCAAGCAUAGAUUGACUCUUAAGUACUUGUCUUCCUAAUUUGUUUGUACAGCACUGAUGAAGACGAGGCCGAAAUGCUCCGUUUUUGUCUUAUAGCACCCUGCACUUUCGCUUUUUGUAUUGUUUUGAGCAUUAAUUAAAUACAUUAUUUUUGCAAAUCGGCCUCUGGGUUGUUCCUUUUCAUGGUUUUGAGUGCAGUAUCUUUUGAAAUCUACAAUAAUUACAAGUACACAUUUCAAUUCAAUAAACAUUUCAAUGGUGUACAAGCUAAAUUGCAGUGGUCUGAAGGGAAAGGUCCAUUCUAUUAAUUCUAAUUUCUAUGACUGAAAUGACACCAACCAUGUUAUGUCUCAACCGCUGGCUGGCUGCUGCUCAACAGGUGGCGCGCAUAACACAAACACCUAAUAAAGUAGGGUCUAAGCUACAACACAUGCAAAUAUGGAAAAAUAUCAGGUUUUUACAUAGAGGUUAAAGGUUAAGACAUUACAUUUUUUAUUACACUUUUUCCCCCCAAGAAAUUAUCAAAUAGUUUGACAAUCCUGUUUGUAAGCUUUUAAGUCAUAAACUCAACCAUCAAUCAUCUUUCCCAGUGAUGAAGAUGUGUCUGAUUAUUAUACCAUGACAUUUAAAUAAUUAAAUGUAUUUAUAUCUCUUGUGGUCCUCUGUAGCUCAGCUGGUAGAGCACGGCGCUUGUAACGCCAAGGUAGUGGGUUCGAUCCCCGGGACCACCCAUACACGCAAAAAAAAAUUAUGCACGCAUGACUAAGUCGCUUUGGAUAAAAGCGUCUGCUAAAUGGCAUAUUAUAUUUAUAUUAUAUUAUGGUGUGGCAGGGUAUACAAAAUGAGUCAACUUUGAGCACCUUUAUCUCUUGAAUGUUCGGGCAUUCCGGUCCAAAAUGUCACUUUCUGCCCACUUCUUCCAUGGGCAAACAUGUAUGGAAAGUGUUUAAAUCAAAAGGGAUGCUGUCAAAAAAUGUUUCAAUUCCUAUAGGAGAUAUGCUUCAUAUCUUGUCUCACACUUACUUUCAUGUUCUGGAAAUGACCAGAGAACGACCCAGUUCUGUGUUUUUUUUUUUUCUUUUCCUUGAUUAUCAAAGUUGUUGAUGGUCUCAAUUUCCAUGAAGAGAUCAUCAUCAUUGAAUAUAUACACACACGUUAGUGCUGAGCAAUUAGUGCUUUUUGAGGUUGGUUCGGUUUAAUUUUUUUAAAUGUAUUAUAGUUUUCGAUUUUUUAAAACUCUGUUCACAACGUUGACAUCAGCAAACCACUCGCCCACACGACGCCGUCUGCCCCGUACAGUUGAAACCGGGAUUCAUCCAUGAAGAGCGCACUUCUCCAGCAUGCCAGUGGCCAUCGAAGGUGAGCAUUUGCCCAGUGAAGUCAGUUACGAUGCCGAACUGCAGUCAGGUCAAGACCCUGGUGAGGACGACGAGCACGCAGAUGAGCUUCCCUUAUAGUUUGUGCAGAAAUUCUUCGGUUGUGCAAACCCACAGUUUCAUCAGCUGUCCAGGCGGCUGGUCUCAGACGAUCCCGCAGGAUGUGGAGGUCCUGGGCUGGCAUAGUUACCACGUGGUCUGCGGUUGUGAGGCGGGUUGGACAUACUGCCAAAUUCUCUAAAACGACAUUGGAGACGGGUUAUGGUAGAGAAAAUAACAUUGAAUUAUCUGUCAACAGCUCUGGUGGACAUUCCUGCAGUCAGCAUGCCAAUUGCACGCCCCCUCAAAACUUGAGACAUCUGUGGCAUUGUGUUGUCAAACAAAACUGCACAUUUUAGAGUGGCCUUUUAUUGCCCCCAACACAAGGUCAUGCUGUUUAAUCAGCUUCUUGAUAUGCCACACCUGUCAGUUGGAUAGAUUAUCUUGGCAAAUGAAAAAUGCUCACUGACAGGGAUGUAAACAAAUUUGUGAACCAAAUUUGAGAGAGAAGCUUUUUGUGCAUAUAGAACAUUUCUGGGAUCUUUUAAUUUCAGCUCAUGAAGAAACACGUGACCAACACUUUACAUGUUGCGUUUAUAUAUUUUUCCGGUGUACAUCACACAGGUUAGGCUUGAUUUGAUUUAUCUCUUCAGAAACUGCACAUCGAGCGAGCUGACAGAAGAAAAAAAAUGAAUUAAAUAGAAUUCAAAUAAUUGAACCGAUUGUUGGUCAAUUAGUUGUUUAAAAAACGAAAAAUAACCGGUAUUUCGGUUAAUCGCUCAGCACUAACACACAUUCAAAAUCCUAUUUGACCUAACCUUAAUUGUAACCCUAAACCUAACCCCUAAAAUAGCCUCUUUCCUUGUGGGGACCGGCAAAAUGUCCCCACUUGUCCGAAUUUUCCUUGUUUUACUAUCCUUUACUAUCCAAGGAUGUUUUACUAUCCUUGAAACCAAACACACACACUUCUAAGAAUGGUGCCUGUGUGUCUAGCUGUGCCACCGUCUGUAUCGUGGAAGAGGCCGUAGAGCAGAUCCUGGCGAACCCUGACCCCUGUGGUGGGGGGGUGAGCUCGGGGCAAUGCGGUGCCCCACCCUGCUGGCCCUGCUGGCAGGUGUCAUGCUUUACCUGGUGAUGGGGGCGCUGGUGUUCCGGACCUUGGAAAGCCCCAAGGAGAGCAAGGAGCACGAGAAGCUGCUCUGCACCACACGCGACUUCCUUGGAAACCACUCCUGUGUCACCGCACAGAACCUCAGCGACCUCAUAAAGGUACAGAACCUCAGCGACCUCAUAAAGGUACAGAACCUCAGCGACCUCAUAAAGGCACAGAACCUCAGCGACCUCAUAAAGGUACAGAACCUCAGCGACCUCAUAAAGGUACAGAACCUCAGCGACCUCAUAAAGGCACAGAACCUCAGCGACCUCAUAAAGGUACAGAACCUCAGCGACCUCAUAAAGGUACAGAACCUCAGCGACCUCAUAAAGGUACAGAACCUCAGCGACCUCAUAAAGGCACAGAACCUCAGCGACCUCAUAAAGGUACACACUCACCAUAGUGCAUACACUUGAACAGACAGACAAGUUAAAACACAUCUGAGAAGAAUCUAAACAGACUAAGACCGGUGUAGAGCCCUACCUGAGAAAGUGUAGCCAGCGGUAGAUUCAGCUGCGGGACAAGUUUUGUCGGAGAGGAUGGUAAUUUGUAAAUUAACCACAAUUUAAGCACCAAAAGGCUUUUGAAAAUCACGCUGAUUCAAGUUUCUUUUUAUUUGUGUGAAUUGGAAAUAUACUUAUUUUUAGCAGAAUUCCUGGUGAUUUUAGUAUUUUUUGACCAAAAACUAAAAUCCUAAAAAGAAGAACACAGACCCCAGAUGUAGACCUAACCUAAGACUGGUAAUGAGCAGGUGUAGACCCAACCUAAGACUGGUAAUGAGCAGGUGUAGACCCAGCCAGCCAGCCAGCCAGCCAGUCUGUUCUGUCUCUUUACUGUCAGAGUGUGGUGAAAGCGGUGGAGGCAGGCCUGGACGUAAAACACAGUUCCACCAACUUCACUAGCAGGUGGGACCUGGCCAGCGCCUUCUUCUUCUGUGGUACCAUCAUCACCACCAUCGGUGAGCAUUUGUUUGUUUUUUUCCUCCUGCAAACCCUUUGGUAACAACUUAGUCAGACUGAUGUGCAUUUUGAAUUUGAUAGAAAAUGAAUAAUCCCAUCUCGGAAAAUACAAUGAACCUCAAGAGACUUCCCACUGGGCACAAGCUGGUUGAAUCAACGAUGUUUCCACGUAAUUUAAAUGAAAUUACGUUGAACCAACGUGGAAUAUAUGUUGAAUUGACGUCUGUCCCCAGUGGGUUGCUGGUUAAAUGACUAAUUUUUUAAGUGAUAUAGAUUAACAUAUAGGUGAAUGUAUAUGGUCUCCAUCUGUCCUCAGGGUUUGGGAACCUGUCUCCCAGGACCAAAUGGGGCCAGCUGUUCUGUGUCUGUUAUGCCCUGGUAGGGAUCCCCAUGUUUGGUUUCCUGCUGGCUGGUGUCGGGGACCACAUGGGGACGGGGCUGAGGAAGGCUGUGUGGAAGAUGGAGACACUCUUCCUGGUGAGACUACGCUGUCUUGUCUCAGGGGCUGGGGCUGCUUCAUUUACGGGAUAUCAUCUCAUUGUACUCGCCUGUCUCAGUGGCCUGCUUAAGUGAUGUCAUGUCACUGUGCUGUAAACAGAAGAGGCCGUCUUGGAGUCUCUAGCACUUGAAACACGUUACACACAAGUAGAACAGAAGCCGACUUAAACAUUCAGUUAGUCAUUAGCUACUUCCCAAUGUAACUUUGCAGUAAUAUUUUUUUUAGUUUCUGUUUAUCAAAGAAAAGGCACAGUAUUUGAGCCUCUUGAGGAAGAUCUUACCCUCUCCAUACAUCUCCCUCAUCUCUCCCUCUUUUAAUACAUCAUUCUUUCCCUUCUUCUUUUGUGUCCCUCUUUCUCUCUGCCCCUCUCUCAGAAGCGGCGGGUCAGUCCCACCUAUGUGCGGGUCAUGUCUGCCGUUCUGUCCAUCCUGAUUGGCUGUCUGAUCUUCCUCGCCGUGCCAACGCUGGUGUUUAAGGAAGUGGAGGACUGGUCAUUUCUGGAGGCGCUCUACUUCGUGGUCAUCACCCUCACCACGGUCGGCUUCGGAGACUAUGUAGCAGGUAUGAAGUGAAGUGAACACGGGGUACAUGAAAGACACUGUACACACUUUGGAUAGUAUAGAAUCUGGAGAGUACACACUCUACACAUUCCUUUCAGGCAGGGGCGCAACUUUGGUUUCAUAAGCGGGGGGGGGACAUAACUUUUUAUUCAAUUAAUUUUUUGGUCAAUAUUUUUUGGGGAUAAACACUCCAAACAGCCUACCCGACGCUCGGAGGCGUCCGCAUGGCCCUAAAGCACACCUUUGCCUCAUUUUGUCUCACAUUCCAAUUAUAAGACUGGGGGGGACAAAACUGCAAUUUCAUGUCCCCCUGUCCCCAGUGAAAGUUGCACCCCUGCUUUCAGGAUACACACUAUGAAAGAUACACAUCAUAUUUCAUAGGGAUAGGGACCUAUCGAAACCCCUUUGUUCGUGGGUGCACGUGCAUGCGUCAAUGUCCUUGUUCUUAGGUGCUAACCGGAGGGACGGAGAUCUGUUUAAGCCCCUGGUGUGGCUCUGGAUAGUGUUUGGCCUGGCUUACUUUGCCUCUAUACUCACCAUGAUUGGGAACUGGCUGCGGGUCCUAUCCAAGAAAACACGUGCUGAGGUGAGUGGUAGUGAGUGGGACACAAACCAAGGAUUUACUGGGGGCACUUUGGAUUUGAACUGUCAAUAUUUACUUAUCCUUUAUCCCUCUGUCUCUGGGUUUCUUUCACUCUCACCUCUCUCACCUCUCUCUCUCUCUCUCUCUCUCUCUCUCUCGCUCUCUCGCUCUCUCUCUCGCUCUCAAAAUUCAAUUCAAUUCAAGGGGCUUUAUUGGCAUGGGAAACAUAUGUUUACAUUGCCAAAGCAAGUGAAAUGGAUAAACUAAAGUGAAAUAAACAAUAUUAAGUGAACAGUAAAUAUUACACUCACAAAAGUUCCAAAGGAAUAAAGACAUUUAAAAUGUCAUAUUAUGUCUAUAUACAGUGUUGUAACGAUGUGCAACUAGUUAAAGUACAAAAGGGGGAAAAAAAUAAACAUAAAUGGGUUGUAUUUACAAUGGUGUUUGUUCUUCACUGGUUGCCCUUUUCAUGUGGUAACAGGUCACAAAUCUUGCUGCUGUGAUGGCACACUGUGGUAUUUCACGCAAUAGAUAUGGGAGGUUAUCAAAAUUUAGAUUUGUUUUCAAAUUCUUUGUGGGUCUGUGUAAUCUGAGGGAAAUAUGUGUCUCUAAUAUGGUCAUACAUUUGGCAGGAGGUUAGGAAGUGCAGCUCAGUUUCCACCUCAUUUUGUGGGCAGUGUGCACAUUGCCUGUCUUCUCUUGAGAGCCAGGUCUGCCUACGGUGACCUUUCUCAAUAGCAAGGCUAUGCUCACGGAGUCUGUACAUAGUCAAAGCUUUCCUUAAUUUUGGGUCAGUCACAGUGGUCAGGUAUUCUGCCACUGUGUACUCUUUGUUUAGGGCUAAAUAGCAUUCUAGUUUUCACAGUUUUUUUUGUUAAUUCUUUCCAAUGUAUCAAGUAAUUAUAUAUUUAUUUUCUCAUGAUUUGGUUGGGUCUAAUUGUGUUGCUGUCCUGGGGCUCUGUGGGGUCUGUUUGUGUUUGUGAACAGAGCCCCAGGACCCGCUUGCUUAGGGGACUCUUCUCCAGGUUCAUCUCUCUGUAGGUGAUGGCUUUGUUAUGGAAGGUUUGGGAAUCGCUUCGUUUUAGGUGGUUGUAGAAUUUAACGGCUCUUCUGGAUUUUGAUAAUUAGCGGGAAUCGGCCUAAUUCUGCUCUGCAUGCAUUAUUUGGUGUUUUUCAUUGUACACUGAGGAUAUUUUUGCAGAAUUCUUCAUGCAGAGUCUUAAUUUGGUGUUUGUCCCAUUUUGUGACUUCUUGGUUGGUGAGCGGAACCCAGAUCUCACAACCAUGAAGGGCAAUGGGUUCUAUAACUGAUUCAAGUAUUUUUAGCCAGAUCCUCAUUGGUAUGUCAAAUGUUAUGUUCCUUUUGAUGGCAUAGAAGGCCCUUCUUGCCUUGUCUCUCAGAUCGUUCACAGCUUUGUAGAAGUUACCUGUGGAACUGAUGUUUAGGCCGAGUAUGCAUCGUUUUUUGUGUGCUCUAGGGCAACGGUGUCUAGAUGCAAUUUGUAUUUGUGGUCCUGGCAACUGGACCUUUUUUGGAACACCAUUAUUUUUGUCUUACUGAGAUUUACUUUCAGGGCCCAGGUCUGACAGAAUCUGUGCAGAAGAUCUAGGUGCUGCUGUAGGCCCUCCUUGGUUGGGGACAGAAGCACCAGAUCAUCAGCAAACAGUAGACAUUUUACUUCAGAUUCUAGUAGGGUGAGGCCAGGUGCUGCAGACUGUUCUAGUGCCCUUGCCAAUUCGUUGGUAUAUAUGUUGAAGAGGGUGGGGCUUAAGCUGCAUCCCUGUCUCACCCCACAGCCCUGUGGAAAGAAAUGUGUGUGUUUUUUUGCCAAUUUUAACUGCGCACUUGCUGUUUGUGUACAUGGAUUUCAUAAUGUCGUAUGUUUUUGCCCCAACACCACUUUCCAUCAAUUUGUAUAGCAGACCCUCAUGCCAAAUUGAGUCAAAAGCUUUUUUUAAAUCAACAAAGCAUGAGAAGACUUUGCCUUUGUUUUGGUUUGUUUGUCAAUUAGGGUGUGCAGGGUGAAUACGUGGUCUGUCGUACGGUAAUUUGGUAAAAAGCCAAUUUGACAUUUGCUCAGUACAUUGUUUUCACUGAGGAAAUGUACAAGUCUGCUGUUAAUGAUAAUGCAGAGGAUUUUCCCAAGGUUGCUGUUGACGCAUAUCCCACAGUUGUUAUUGAGGUCAAAUUUGUCUCCACUUUUGUGGAUUGGGGUUAUCAGUCCUUGGUUCCAAAUAUUGGGUAAGAUACCAGAGCUGAGGAUGAUGUUAAAGAUUUUAAGUAUAGCCAAUUGGAAUUUGUGGUCUGUACAUUUGAUCAUUUAAUGUAGGAUACCAUGAACACCACAGGCCUUUUUGGGUUGGAGGGUUUAUAUUUUGUCCUGUAGUUCAUUCAAUGUAAUUGGAGAAUCCAGUGGGUUCUGGUAGUCUUUAAUAGCUGAUUCUAAGAUUUGUAAUUGAUCAUUUAUAUGUUUUUACUGUUUGUUCUUUUGUUAUAGAGCCUAGUUAAAUAAAGGUUAAAUAAAUAAAAUAAAAUAAAAAAUAGAGCAAAAAAGAUUGGAGAAGUGGUUUACCCAUACAUCUCCGUUUUGGAUAGAUAACUCUUAGUGUUGUUGUUUGUUUAGUGUGUUCCAAUUUUCCCAGAAGUGGUUAGAUUCUAUGGAUUCUUCAAUUACAUUGAGCUGAUUUCUGACAGUUUCUUCUUUUUCCAUAGUGUAUUUCUGUAUUGUUUUAGUGAUUCACCAUAGUGAAGGUGUAGACUCAGAUUUGCUGUGUCUCUAUGUUUUUGGUUGGAUAGGUUUCUCAAUUUCUUUCUUUAGGUUUUUGCAUUCUUCAUCAAACCAUUUGUUGUUGUUGUUAAUUUUCUUAGAUUGUCUGCUUGAAAUUUUUAGAUUUUAUAGGGAAGCUGAAAGGUCAAAUAUACUGUUUAGGUUUUCUACUGCAAAGUUUACACCUUCAAUAUUACAGUGAAAUGUUUUGUCCAGGAAGUUGUCUAAAAGGGAUUGAAUUUGUUGUUGCCUAAUCGUUUUUUGGUAGGUUUCUACACUACUUUCCUUCCAUCUAUUGCAUUUCUUAAUAUUAUGCAGUUCCUUUGGCUUUGAUGCCUUGUGAUUGAAUAUUGCUCUGUUCAGGUAGACCAUGAUUUUGCUGUGAUCUGAUAGGGGUGUUAGUGGGCUGACUGUGAACGCUCUGAGAGACUCUGGGUUGAGGUCAGUGAUAAUGUAAUCUACUAUACUACUGCCAAGGGAUGAGCUGUAGGUGUACCUACCAUAAGAGUCCCCUCGAAGCCUACCAUUGACUAUGUACAGACCCAGUGUGCGACAGAGCUGCAGGAGUUGUGACCCAUUUUUGUUAGUUGUUUUGUCAUAGUUGUGUCUAGGGAGGCAUAUUUGGGAGGGAAUGCUGUCAUCUCCAGGUACAGUGGGGAAAAAAAGUAUUUAGUCAGCCACCAAUUGUGCAAGUUCUUCCACUUAAAAAGAUGAGAGAGGCCUGUAAUUUCCAUCAUAUAUAUACACGUCAACUAUGACAUACAAAAUUAGAAAAAAAAAUCCAGAAAAUCACAUUGUAGGAUUUUUAAUGAAUUUAUUUGCAAAUGAUGGUGGAAAAUAAGUAUUUGGUCAAUAACAAAAGUUUCUCAAUACUUUGUUAUAUACCCUUUGUUGGCAAUGACACAGGUCAAACGUUUUCUGUAAGUCUUCACAAGGUUUUCACACACUGUUGCUGGUAUUUUGGCCCAUUCCUCCAUGUAGAUCUCCUCUAGAGCAGUGAUGUUUUGGGGCUGUUGCUGGGCAACACAGACUUUCAACUCCCUCCAAAGAUUUUCUAUGGGGUUGAGAUCUGGAGACUGGCUAGGCCACUCCAGGACCUUGAAAUGCGUCUUACGAAGCCACUCCUUCGUUGCCCGGGCGGUGUGUUUGGGAUCAUUGUCAUGCUGAAAGACCCAGCCACGUUUCAUCUUCAAUGCCCUUGCUGAUGGAAGGAGGUUUUCACUCAAAAUCUCAUGAUACAUGGCCCCAUUCAUUCUUUCCUAUACACAGAUCAGUCGUCCUGGUCCCUUUGUAGAAAAACAGCCCCAAAGCAUGAUGUUUCCACCCCCAUGCUUCACAGUAGGUAUGGUGUUCUUUGGUUGCAACUCAGCAUUCUUUGUCCUCCAAACACGACGAAUUGAGUUUUUACCAAAAAGUUCUAUUUUGGUUUCUUCUGACCAUAUGACAUUCUCCCAAUCCUCUUCUGGAUCAUCCAAAUGCACUCUAGCAAACUUCAGACGGGUACUGGCUUAAGCAGGGGGACACGUCUGGCACUGCAGGAUUUGAGUCCCUGGCGGCGUAGUGUGUUACUGAUGGUAGGCUUUGUUACUUUGGUCCCAGCUCUCUGCAGGUCAUUCACUAGGUCCCCCCGUGUGGUUCUGGGAUUUUUGCUAACUGUUCUUGUGAUCAUUUUGACCCCACGGGGUGAGAUCUUGCGUGGAGCCCCAGAUCGAGGGAGAUUAUCAGUGGUCUUGUAUGUCUUCCAUUUCCUAAUAAUUGCUCCCACAGUUGAUUUCUUCAAACCAAGCUGCUUACCUAUUGCAGAUUCAGUCUUCCCAGCCUGGUGCAGGUCUACAAUUUUGUUUCUGGUGUCCUUUGACAGCUCUUUGGUCUUGGCCAUAGUGGAGUUUGGAGUGUGACUGUUUGAGGUUGUGCACAGGUGUCUUUUAUACUGAUAACAAGUUCAAACAGGUGCCAUUAAUACAGGUAACGAGUGGAGGACAGAGGAGCCUCUUAAAGAAGAAGUUACAGGUCUGUGAGAGCCAGAAAUCUUGCUUGUUUGUAGGAGACCAAAUACUUAUUUUCCACCAUAAUUUGCAAAUAAAUUAAUUAAAAAUCCUACAAUGUGAUUUUCUGGAUUUUUUUUUCUCAAUUUGUCUGUCAUAGUUGACGUGUACCUAUGAUGAAAAUUACAGGCCUCUCUCAUCUUUUUAAGUGGGAGAACUUGCACAAUUGGUGGCUGACUAAAUACUUUUUAUCCCCACUGUAGGUGUUUGUCCCGCUGUGUGCUGAGGGUGUUCGGUUCUUAUCCAGUUCUGGCAUUUAGGUCACCAUAGACUAGUACAUGUCCCUGGGCCUGGAAAUGGUUGAUCUCCCCCUGUAGGAUGGAGAAGCUAUCAUCGUUAAAGUUUGUGGAUUCUAUUUUGGGGAUAUAGGUAGCAUACAUGAUGACAUUUGUCUCUGUUGAGAUCAUUUCCUUAUUAAUUUCUAUCCAGAUGUAAAAUGUUCCUGUUUUGACUAAUUGAAUAGAGUGGGUUAGGUCUGCUCUAUACCAAAUUAGCAUACCCCCUGAGUCUCUUCCCUGUUUCACCCCUGGUAGUUUGGUGGGUGGGACUACCAGCUCUCUGUAACCUAGAGGGCAACCAGUGGGUCCGUCUCCUCUAUAACAUGUUUCUUGUAGGAUGACAAUGUCUGUAUUUCCAAUUUCUUUGAUGAAGUCUGGGUUCCUGCUCUUUAGGCCAAAGGCAGAUGACCUCAGGCCUUGUAUAUUCCAGGAUGAGAUAGUAAAAGCUUUGUGUUCCAUAGUGUAUUUUUGUGUGGUUUAGGCCCGGACCAUUACAGUAGGUGUGAUGAGAGCAUGCUGAGCAUCUGAUACAUACCUCUUAGGUCGCAGGAUGGGGCUUGGGGGGGUGCAUUAGUGGGGGUUGAGCCUGUUGCUCUUCUCUCUCACCUCUCUCGCUCUCACCUCUCACACCUCACUCUCUCACCUCUCACACCUCUCUCUCACCUCUCUCUCACACCUCUCACCUCUCUCUCUCGCUCACCUCUCUCUCUCGCUCACCUCUCUCCCUCGCUCACCUCUCUCUCCCGCUCACCUCUCUCUCCCGCUCACCUCUCUCUCCCGCUCACCUCUCUCUCCCGCUCACCUCUCUCUCCUGCUCACCUCUCUCUCCCGCUCACCUCUCUCUCCCGCUCACCUCUCUCUCCCGCUCACCUCUCUCUCUCUCUCACCUCUCUCUCUCUCACCUCUCUCUGCCUCUCUCACCCUUUUUCCCUCUCCCUUUCUUUCUCAGAUGGAGGAGUUGAGGGCCCAUGCUACAGACUGGACCCAGAACAUGUCCAUGGACUUCCGGAUCCUCAACCCUCUGGACCUCAACGACCCCUUCCUGCAGCAGCGGCGCCGCUGGAAACUCAGCACCCGGCGGCGGGUCCGCAGGGGGGUGCUGGGGCACCACGGCAGGCAGGGUGUCAUAGGGGAGAACGGACAUCUGCCCAAUAGGUGGGUCACCCACACCCGCUCCAUGACCCGUCUGGAGGUCGUGAGGUUAGGGGGGGGUGAGGUUAGGAAUGAGGGGGCGAGGUUAGGACCAGGGGCGGGGGGCAGGUCGUUGGGCCGGACGGUGGCGAGGUCGCUCUCAAUGCCUGCAGCACGCUCCAUGAUGGAGUUAGACUAUGACCCUGAUCCUGUUUCUAUGAUGAUGAUGCAAGGGGAGACUGGGUCUGUGUUCGAGUCUGAGUCUGAGUUGCCGUCCGAGUCUCCAGAGUCUGACUGCAGAUCAGAAGUCUCCUCCUCUGACUCUCACACCUCUGACGUGUGUACACCAGGGCAGGGGAUCACUUUUGCCAGUUUUGAUCCCAGUGGGUCUCUCUGUACUGAGCAGAGGGGAAGCCAGGGAGAAUCCAGGCAGGUAUUUUUCAAGGAGGACGUCCGGUUCCCUGUGCCUCUCCAGCAGCUCCCCAAGUCCCCCAAGCCCAUCCCCAUGUCGCCCAUAUUCUCUGUUACGCACAUGCCUCUCCCCAUACCCACCCCGCCAGGCUGCAAAAUGCUCGAUUUCUUUGGGGAGAACUUGGCCUACAUUGACGAGUCGUCGGACACGCUGAGUGACCGGAACCAGCCGGUUGAGGGGGGUGUCAGCCCUCGCCCCCGUAAGCCCCGCAGGAGGAGCAUGAGGAGGCCGCUGCCCCACCGGAGCCCCCUGAGGGAGAGGAGGGACAGCGACAUGCAGCCCCCCUCCAACCCCCCGACACCUCCCCCUCUCUCCCAUCUCAGAGACUGA